CGCCUCCAAUUUGAAAUAUCGGCACUGCCGCCGGUUCGCCGCAAACAAUCGAUGGUGGGAUUCUAAUUGGCCAAGAGGCUGGUAAUACUGCUCCAACUAGAACUAGUGUUGCCUUAUUUUUUUCGUGAGCCAGAAAAUCGUAAUAUAUUGUAAAUCGCCAACGUGCUCUCCACGCGAAACGAGGCCGCUAAUUAUUUAUAUUAAACAUAAAAUGCCCGAAGGCUGUGCCAAACGCAUGUCCUUUUUGGUGUCGCGAGUGUGUGUGCGUGUUGUGUGAAACGUUGAAAAUAUAUACACGGUCUCCGGUCGCUGCAAAAUAAAGGAACGAAAAACGGGAGAAAAGGAAAAGCAGAAAGAGUCAAAUUGGUGUCUGGAAAAUAGGAAAAAAUCGAGUUAAUCAAAUGCAAUCAAAGGAAAUCAAAAAGAGAGAGUAAUAUAUAUUUUUGUUUGUUUUGUUAUUGUUGUUGUGCUGUGCCAGUGUGUUAAAGAGACAUAAAAAUAAGGGAAAAGGAGAGCGAUCUACAUAACAAAUAUCAAUGAUAAUACAAAUAAUAUUUCAAGUGCAGUGCUAUAGAACCGAAAGCAGAAGAAGACCCAGAGCCAUGUGAAGAAUUCAAAAGAAGAGAAAAGAAAAAUCUGCAAAUUAUAAAGGAAAUCGUAACGCACACGUCAAUGUAACCACAACUGCCCCGAAAAAACCAACAGAAAAUACAAAAUAAACAUACAAAAUACAUAAUAAAUAAAAACUAAAAGCGCAAAAAGAAACACAACAAAAAAUAAAUCUCCAACUUCGUUUGAAAGCCAAAAAACAACUAUAUUUGUAAAUAAAUGCAAUAUAUACAAUAUAUAUAUAUAUAUAUAUUUGUAAAAUAUAUUUAAACAUCCGUACAUGUGUAUAUGUGCCUGCAGAACUGCGCAAAACCAAAGCCUAGGUAUAUUUUGAAAAGAAAAAGUAAAAAUAAAUAAUAUAUUAAAAAAAAAAAAUAAAAAACUACAAAUUAAUACAAUUUUCAACUCGAAAAGUGACUCCAAUAAACUCUCAAAAUUGCGACCUACGCCUUUUCGAGUUCGGCGGCAUUGAACCACUCUCAAAGCUGCAGCACCACCGCCAUUUCCGCUGCCAUUUCCACCGCCAGCACCGCCAUAAAUAGUAGUAGCAGAAACACCGCUCACAGAAUGCCAGUGAAAAAGCAAGAAGCUCAUCGCGCUCUCGAGCUGCUCGAGGACUAUCACGCUAGACUCUCCGAGCCGCAGGAUCGGGCGCUGCGUAUUGCAAUCGAACGCGUUAUACGCAUAUUUAAGUCUCGCUUGUUUCAAGCGCUGUUAGAUAUACAAGAAUUCUAUGAAUUGACAUUAUUGGAUGACUCGAAAAGCAUACAGCAAAAGACAGCGGAGACCUUGCAAAUUGCAACCAAAUGGGAGAAGGAUGGACAAUCCGUUAAAAUAGCCGAUUUUAUCAAAACUUCAAAUUUAAAUCGCAAUUGCGCCUAUGAGUUUAACAGCGACGCCUCAUCCAAUCAAACCAACCAAUCAGCCCCGAAUCAAAAUCAGAUCGCGAAUAAUGUCAGUGCCCAAGCACAUGCCGAGGCGCUCAGCAGAACAUUUAAAAGCGAAUUGGAAGAAAUCUUGAACCAGCGGAUGCGUAUUGAAUCGGAUACGGAAAAUGCCAAGGAGCCACCGGCAGAGACGCAGCCCCAGCGAAGCUCCCGUUCGCCGCAGCAGCAGCAGCAACCGCAACAGCAGCAGCCAUCGCAGCAAGGAUCCAAGUCCAGGAGCGGGUCGCAGACUCUCCAUAAGGCGUCUUCGGGAAAGGUGAAUGGCGAUGACAGCUGGUUGUACGAGGACAUUCAACUGGAGCGUGGCAACUCUGGACUGGGAUUCUCCAUUGCCGGCGGUACAGAUAAUCCGCACAUCGGCACCGAUACCUCCAUCUACAUCACCAAGCUCAUUUCGGGCGGAGCAGCUGCCGCCGAUGGACGGUUGAGCAUCAAUGACAUUAUCGUCUCUGUGAAUGAGGUGUCCGUGGUGGAUGUUCCACAUGCCUCCGCCGUGGAUGCUUUAAAGAAGGCCGGUAAUGUGGUGAAGCUUCAUGUGAAGCGAAAACGAGGAACGGCCACAACACCGGCACCUGGAUCGGCAGCUGGCGAUGCCCGGGAUAGUGUCAGUGGGCCCAAGGUCAUUGAGAUUGAUCUGGUCAAGGGUGGCAAGGGAUUGGGCUUCUCCAUUGCCGGUGGCAUUGGUAAUCAGCACAUCCCGGGCGAUAAUGGCAUCUAUGUGACGAAACUAAUGGAUGGAGGAGCGGCUCAGGUGGAUGGACGUCUCUACAUUGGAGACAAACUAAUUGGAGUGCGCACCAAUGGGAGCGAAAAGAACCUGGAGAAUGUAACGCACGAACUGGCGGUGGCCACUUUAAAAUCAAUCACCGACAAGGUAACUCUGAUCGUGGGCAAGACACAGCAUUUGACCACCAGUGCGUCCGGUGGCGGAGGAGGAGGAGGAGGAGGAGGCCUUACAGCUGGCCAACAAUUGUCACAGUCGCAGUCCCAAUUGGCCAGCAGCCAGAGUCAAAGUCAAGUGCAUCAGCAGGCGCAGCAUCAGAUGGCCAAUUCGCAGUCUACAGAGCCCGGCUCGCGAUAUGCCUCCACAAAUGUACUGGCCGCCGUACCGCCAGGAACACCGCGCGCCGUCAGCACCGAGGAUAUCACCAGAGAACCGCGCACCAUUACCAUACAGAAGGGACCGCAGGGCCUGGGCUUCAACAUUGUUGGCGGCGAGGAUGGCCAGGGCAUCUAUGUAUCCUUUAUACUGGCCGGCGGUCCUGCCGACUUGGGCUCUGAGCUGAAGCGUGGCGACCAGUUGUUGAGCGUAAACAAUGUUAACCUCACGCAUGCCACCCACGAGGAGGCGGCCCAGGCUCUCAAGACUUCUGGUGGUGUGGUUACCCUGGUGGCGCAGUAUCGACCCGAGGAGUACAACCGCUUCGAGGCUCGUAUCCAGGAGCUGAAACAGCAGGCGGCUCUUGGCGCUGGAGGAACGGGAACUCUUCUGCGGACCACGCAGAAGCGAUCGCUAUAUGUGCGCGCUCUAUUCGAUUACGAUCCGAACCGUGACGAUGGAUUGCCAUCCCGAGGAUUGCCCUUCAAGCAUGGCGAUAUACUGCAUGUGACGAAUGCCUCCGAUGAUGAAUGGUGGCAGGCACGACGUGUCCUGGGCGAUAACGAGGACGAACAGAUAGGCAUUGUGCCGUCGAAGAGGCGAUGGGAGCGAAAGAUGCGGGCAAGGGAUCGCAGCGUCAAGUUCCAGGGACAUGCGGCGGCCAACAAUAAUAUGGAUAAGCAAUCGACAUUGGAUCGAAAGAAAAAGAAUUUCACAUUCUCGCGCAAAUUUCCGUUUAUGAAGAGUCGCGAUGAGAAGAAUGAAGAUGGAAGCGACCAAGAGCCCAAUGGAGUUGUGAGCAGCACCAGCGAGAUUGACAUCAACAAUGUCAACAACAAUCAGGCGAAUGAACCGCAACCCUUUAUGCUUUGCUACACACAAGACGAUGCCAAUGCUGAAGGAGGCGAGAUUAUCUACAGGGUGGAGCUACCCGAUAUGGAGCAGAUAACUCUGAUCUACUUGGAGAAUAAUGACGCUGACUAUCCUUCCGAGGAGACAGUGCUGUCCUACGAGGCCGUGCAGCGCUUGUCCAUCAACUAUACGCGUCCGGUUAUAAUUCUGGGACCCCUAAAGGAUCGCAUCAACGAUGAUUUAAUAUCAGAGUAUCCCGACAAGUUUGGAUCCUGUGUGCCACACACCACCCGACCCAAGCGCGAAUAUGAGGUGGACGGCAGGGACUAUCAUUUUGUGUCCUCGCGCGAGCAAAUGGAGCGUGACAUCCAGAAUCAUCUGUUCAUUGAGGCGGGCCAGUACAAUGAUAAUCUGUAUGGCACCUCGGUGGCCAGUGUCCGUGAGGUGGCGGAAAAGGGUAAACACUGCAUCCUGGAUGUUUCCGGCAAUGCAAUCAAGCGGCUCCAAGUGGCCCAGCUCUAUCCCGUUGCUGUGUUCAUCAAACCCAAGUCUGUGGACUCGGUGAUGGAGAUGAAUCGUCGGAUGACGGAGGAGCAGGCCAAGAAGACUUAUGAGCGGGCGAUUAAGAUGGAACAGGAAUUCGGCGAAUACUUUACGGGCGUUGUUCAGGGCGACACCAUUGAGGAGAUCUAUAGCAAAGUGAAAUCAAUGAUUUGGUCACAAUCGGGACCAACCAUUUGGGUACCUUCCAAGGAAUCUCUAUGACCAACAGCCACCACAACAUGGACACUGCCGCCUCGAGUUCGAUCUCGACCGGUCUCGAGAACAACAACAGCAACAAUAGGAGGAACAGCGGCAGCAACAAAUCAACAGACGCAACAACAGAAGACGCCGCACUGAUGAUGAGGAAGCAUCACAAUAACAGAAACUGUAACUGAAACAACAACAACAGCAGCAGCAACUUCAACAACUACAAGGACUGUAACGAUUACAACAACUACUUAAACCACAACAACUCCAACAACUCUAUUACAACUUCAACAACAACAACAACAACGCAGUAGAAACACGGACAGAAGACAUUAGAGAAACAAAUUUCUAAUAACGCAGCCGCAGCAGCCAACUUAAUGUAGCAAAUUGCCCAACAAAAGUUUUGGAUGUGCCCUAUAACUCACAGGUAUGGGUGUACUAUAAGAUCAGAAGAAAGCACGCUAGGGAAGAACAGUUGAGAGUUCUCUGAGAGAGAUAGAAAGAAAGCGCAGGAGCAUUUGGCAUUUCGUAGGGAAUUCGAUAGAGAGAAAGAGAGUAGAGGAGACGAAAAUAAUGGUAUAUAUACAUACAUAGAUGUUCAAACUGAAUGAAACGGACAAAGGUGUAUAGUUUUUAGUUAGAACAAAAGUUGGGUAUAAACAAAAAAUAAAAAAAAAAACAACAAAACAAAUGAAAAGAAAGCGAAAUAUAUAAUAUAUACAACACACCACUUACAUAUAGACGUAAGAUCCGAUUAUAUAAUGGCAUAGAGAGACGAAGCGCUAGUGUUGUUUGUUUAUGUUGAUGUUUAUAUACACAUACGAGAGCCAAGAGUUAUAGCGAGUUAGUUAUGUUGACGAUAAUGUGUUUUUUGAUAUAUAUUAUUGAUCUAUAUAAAGAAUGGAAAAUAUGUACACACACACACGAAACAAAAACACACACACACACAUACACACUGCAUAAUGUAAGUUUAAGUACGACAAUGUUUAUUAGCUGACUACGAAUAAUAUUGACGACGAUGACGACCGACGACGAUGCGGUGGCAGAUAUAUAGUCAGAGAAUGACGAUAACGAUUUACCAUUACGAUAAUGAUAAUAAAUAAUGAUAACUAUAUA
This is a messenger RNA of Drosophila serrata, 5373 nucleotides long. It is a transcript of the gene dlg1, whose product is annotated as MAGUK family member discs large 1. Lineage: Eukaryota; Metazoa; Arthropoda; Insecta; Diptera; Drosophilidae. Gene Ontology annotation, biological process: cell-cell adhesion; chemical synaptic transmission; receptor clustering. Gene Ontology annotation, molecular function: protein kinase binding. The record is from RefSeq and is a predicted model, not a curated record. Gene Ontology annotation, cellular component: basolateral plasma membrane; postsynaptic density membrane; neuron projection.